Molecule: messenger RNA, 999 nt
Organism: Chrysochloris asiatica (Cape golden mole)
Lineage: Eukaryota; Metazoa; Chordata; Mammalia; Afrosoricida; Chrysochloridae
Product: olfactory receptor 2M5-like
Exons: 2
Coding region: 1-999 (332 amino acids)
Biological process (GO): G protein-coupled receptor signaling pathway
Cellular component (GO): membrane
Molecular function (GO): G protein-coupled receptor activity; olfactory receptor activity
Source: RefSeq, a predicted model, not a curated record
AUGGCAAGGACUGGACUCCACAUGAUCACAAGAUUCAACCAGUAUACUGAGACAGGGAAAGGAAAUGAAUCCACCACCACAGAUUUCAUCCUCCUGGAUUUCUUCUCUGACUCUCAGCAUCCUGGUUUUCUAGUCGCCAUUGUCCUUCUGAUUCUCAUAGUAGCCAUCACUGGAAACUCUGUCCUGACUUUGCUGAUAUGGGGUGAUACCCACCUCCACACCCCCAUGUACUUCCUUCUCAGCCAGCUUUCCCUCAUGGACCUGACACUCAUGGCCACCACCAUACCGAAAAUGGCCACCAACUUCUUCUCAGGACACAGAGGAAUUUCUAGUAUUGGCUGUGGAAUCCAAAUCUUUCUUUACUUGAUCCUAGGAGUGGCAGAGAGUCUUCUCCUGACCCUCAUGGCUUUUGACCGCUACUUGGCCAUCUGUAGUCCCCUGAGAUAUGCAGGCUUCAUAACUCCCAUUGUCUGUGUGCAAAUGGCUGCCAUCUCAUGGACUGGGGGUGUUCUUGUCUCCCUAAUGCAUACAAUUUAUGUCAUGCAUUUUUCCACCUGUUGCUCCAGGAAAAUUCACCAUUUCUUUUGUGAAAUCAUGGCCCUUUUGAAACUUUCUUGUGAGGAUACGUCCACAUAUGAGAAGGUGGUGUUAGUGUCUGGCAUCAUUUUUAUUCUUAUCCCCUUUGGAUUGAUCUUGAUUUCGUAUAUCCUCAUCUUUCUUGCUGUUCUACGCAUGAACUCCCCUGAGGGUAAGAACAAAGCUCUGGCCACCUGCUCCUCUCAUCUCAGUGUGGUGAGCCUCUACUUUGGUCCAACCAUGAUUAUCUACAUGACUCCAGGUUCCUCUCUCCCUCCAGAGGUGGACCAGUAUCUUUUUGUGUUUGAUGUACUCAUCACUCCCAUGCUGAACCCCCUAAUCUAUAGCCUGAGGAACAAGGAGGUGGUGGAGGCUCUGAGGAAAGUGCUAGGGAGAAGAUUGUUAGUUAAACAGGAAAGAUGA